CUUUAAUCGCAGCCAUAGUUAUUCUUUUCGUGAUUUGGAUCGCAGUCAUAGUGUUGCUUCCCAUUGCCGGCAUUCUUCUUAUGAUCGCCUUUGUCAGCUAUAUCGGUUAUCUCGGCAUAUCUUAUGUCUCUUCUUUAUUAAACGACUCCAUGAAUUCACCUUCUAGAAAUGAUACAUCUCACGCUCAACCUAACAGUAAAACAUCGUCUUCAUCCUCAAUUUCUAACAAUAAAGGAAAACAAAAGGAAACAAUUCCUUUUCAAUCUCCAAGAUCUUCGUCUUCAAUUGCUCCUAUCAUUG
This is a messenger RNA of Funneliformis mosseae, 300 nucleotides long. The record is from the annotation of a GenBank genome assembly. NCBI's taxonomy places the organism in Eukaryota, Fungi, Glomeromycota, Glomeromycetes, Glomerales, Glomeraceae.